Molecule: messenger RNA, 2571 nt
Organism: Scheffersomyces stipitis CBS 6054
Lineage: Eukaryota; Fungi; Ascomycota; Pichiomycetes; Serinales; Debaryomycetaceae
Gene: BDF1
Product: chromatin-binding protein
Exons: 2
Coding region: 431-2341 (636 amino acids)
Biological process (GO): chromatin remodeling; regulation of DNA-templated transcription
Cellular component (GO): chromatin; nucleus
Source: RefSeq, a predicted model, not a curated record
GCCAGCACAUAAUAUUUUUUCGCCGCCCGCCCAUCCAGCCCGCGUUUUGCAGUUUCGUCCACCGCACCACAAAGUCUGCAGAUUGCGCUUACGUCAGCUUGCUGGUUCACCUCGACACGUCUGGCUGUGGGUAAUUUUUUAAUUUUUUGCAAAACCCGGUCGCAAUCCGAAGAUAUAUAAAAAACGCUUUUGCGUCUUUUUUUUUGUCUUUUUCCAACCUGAAAAAACAGAUUUAGUUUUCGUGGGUGCAGAGUAACUUGGUUUGUUAUUUUGCUUAGACUCCGAUACUAUUCUUAUCUCUUUACAGAUAUAUCUUAAUUGUAUCAUAGGUGUUCUCUUUGUUGUUUGUCAUCUUAUCACUUCCGUAUAUUGCAUCUUUCAUCGCUUCAAGCCUUGUUAAUAAUCUUAUUCCCUAUAUCUUUUCAAGAAUAUGUCAGAAGUUGUACCAGAAACGAAUACUCCAGUUCAGACCCCUUCAUCCGAAACACACUUCCACAAAUCAGACACAGCCAUAGUCAACGAAUAUAAGAAAAUGACCCCUGAAGAGCCGGAAAAACCGCUUUCUCCUCCAAAUCCCUCUCCGAGCCCUGAGAAGCGAAAGUUAGAAGUGGACGAAAAUGAAGAGUCCAAAAGGCAAAAAUACGAUUCAGAAGCUCCUGAAGCUGUAGCCAAUGAGGCUGCUCCCAAUUCGAUUAACGUAGAAGAAUCUAAAGAAGCUUCUCCAGUUGUUCCUGCAACAGCAGGGACAGCUGUAUUUUCGGAACCGGCUCCAAAGCCAGCUGCAGAACCAGAUAUGGACAAUUUGCCUGCCAACCCAUUACCCCCACAUCAAGCCAAGUUUGCCCUCAACACCAUAAAAGCCAUAAAGCGGUUGCGUGAUGCUGUGCCAUUUUUACACCCAGUAGACAUCGUCAAGUUGAACAUUCCCUUCUACUACAACUACAUUCCUAGACCUAUGGACUUGUCAACUAUCGAAACCAAAGUACAUGUAAAUGCCUACGAAGACUCCAAUCAGAUAGUUGAGGACUUCAACUUGAUGGUAGCUAAUUGUAAGAAGUUCAACGGCGAAAAUGCUGGUAUUUCCAAAAUGGCUGAUAACAUUCAAGCUCACUUUGAAAAGCACAUGUUGAAUUUUCCUCCCAAAGUUUUACCAUCGGCAGUUGCUGCGGCUAAACCUUCUGCAACUGGAUUGGCUUCGAAGAGAAGAACCGAAGCUGAUGCCGUAAAGCAACAACAGCGCGAGUCAGUAGCUGCUCAUAGACCAAAGAGAACCAUACACCCUCCAAAGUCAAAAGAAAUCCCAUAUGAUACUAAGCCCCGUAAGAAGAAGUUUGCAGCAGAGUUGCGAUUCUGUUCCCAGACUGUCAAGGAGUUAAUGUCGAAAAAGCAUAACGGCUACAACUUCCCGUUUGUCGCUCCUGUAGACCCUGUAGCCUUGAAUAUUCCAAACUACUUCAAAGUAGUGAAAGAACCGAUGGACUUGGGCACAAUUCAAUCCAAGUUGACUAAUAACCAGUACGAAAAUGGAGAUGAGUUUGAACGUGACAUACGUUUGGUAUUCAAAAAUUGUUACAUUUUCAAUCCUGAAGGAAGUGAAGUGAACAUGAUGGGACAUCGUCUUGAAGCAGUUUUCGACAAGAGAUGGGCUGCUCGUCCUGUUCCAGAACCAACGCCUGUCAAUUCUGAAAUCGAAGAUUCUGAAGAAGAAUCGAGCGACGGCGAAGAUGAAGAACUGGAAAUCAACGAGUCCAUGUUAUCAGAUGUUCCUGCCAUUCAGUUCUUGGAAAAUCAAUUGCUCAGAAUGAAGAAGGAACUAGAUGAAUUGAAGAAGGAACAUUUGAAGAAGUUGAGAGAGCAGCAGGCAGCUAGGAAGAAAAAGAGAAAGUCCAAGAAGGCUGCAGCUAAGAAGUCUUCGGCUCCGCCUAGGGCACCAUCGAUUUCCUCGACUCCUGUUGUUACUUACGAAAUGAAAAAACAAGUCAGUGAGAUGGUUCCUAAUCUUUCGGACAAGAAAUUGCAGUCUCUUAUCAAGAUCAUCAAGGAUGAUGUUGAAAUUAGCAACGAAGAUGAAGUAGAAUUGGACAUGGACCAAUUGGAAGACCGCACUGUCUUGAAGUUGUACAACUUCUUGUUUGGCAAGAAGGCUUCAGCCAAGCUUGCUAAGAAGCCAAAGAAACCUGUUAUAACUAACAGUGUUGAUGAAUUGGCCCAUUUGAGAAGCCAGUUGGCGUUGUUUGACGACGACAAUAACAAUGGCUCUACCAAUGGAUUCAUGAAUAUUGGCAACGACCAUGAAUCUUCAGAAGACGAUCUCUCCUCUGAAAGUUCUGAAGAGGAAUAAGCUCCUCCACGAUAUGAAUAAAUUAAUAGUGGUUUGUUGUCACAAACUAUGGAAAUGGAAGCUAUGAAUACUAUGUAAAACUAGCGCCUUGUACAAAGAAAGCUUUUACUGUUGAGCUACGCCCACCGCACCCGUUUCACACGUAUACUAUAUUAGUUUGGAUAUGUUAUUCUUACUUCUAUCACAGUUUCAGUUUUAUAGUGUAUUAUAAAAGGAUUAAUUAAUUGAAG